Molecule: messenger RNA, 616 nt
Organism: Nannospalax galili (Upper Galilee mountains blind mole rat)
Lineage: Eukaryota; Metazoa; Chordata; Mammalia; Rodentia; Spalacidae
Gene: Lcn6
Product: lipocalin 6
Exons: 7
Coding region: 1-543 (180 amino acids)
Molecular function (GO): small molecule binding
Source: RefSeq, a predicted model, not a curated record
AUGAAAGUGGUAUUGCUGUCUGCUCUUCUUGCUUGGGGCUUUGUGCCCAGGGCCCACGCAGUGUGGCUGGGAAGACUGGAUCCUAAGCAGCUCCUCGGUCCCUGGUACAUCCUGGCCGUGGCCUCCCGUGCAAAGGGCUUCAUGGUAGAGAAGGACAUGAAGAAUGUGGAAGGUGUCAUGGUGACCCUCACUCCAGAAAACAAGUUGAGAGUGCGGUCCUCUCGGCAUGGGCCGAAUGGGUGCCACCAGAACACUGUGGAGCUGCUGAAGCAAGAUUCCCGAUGGGUGUUUGAGAACCCCUCCUUGGGCGUGCUGGAUUACCGAGUGCUGGGUACUAACUUCAAAGAUUAUGCUGUUGUCUUCACCCAGCUGGAGUUUGGGGAUGAGACCUUCAACACGGUGGAACUAUAUAGUCGGACAGAGAUGGCCAGCCAGGAGGGCAUGCAGCUGUUCACCAAGUGGAGUCAGGGCCUGGGUUUCUUGUCCCAGCAACAGGCCCGGCUUCAGAAGGACCUCACCUGUGCACACGAGCUCCUCCAGUGAUCGCACCACAGCAUCCUCAUGAUCUCACCACAGCAUCCUGGUGUCCCGGUGGAGGCGGGCAGGAGCUGUCCUU